UACUAAACAGUUAACUACUGAACACCUAACCUCUGACCCAGUGUCUACUGUACCCGUUCAAAGCAAUACCUCAAUGCCUGUACCAACUACAUUCAUUUCCACAGAACAUGCUUCAACUGAACAGUUAACUACUGAGCACCUAACCUCUGACCCAGUGACUACUGUACCUGUUCAAAACACUCCCUCAACACCAGUACCAACUACAUCCAAUACCCCAGUGCAUGUUUCUACUGGACAGCUGUCUACCAGACUCCUAACAUCUGACCCACUGACUACUGUACCUGUUCAAAAACCAACUACAUCCAAUACCCCAGUGCAUGUUUCUACUGGACAGCUGUCUACCAGACUCCUAACAUCUGACCCACUGACUACUGUACCUGUUCAAAACACUCCCUCAAUGUCUAUACCAACUACAUUCAAUACAACAGACCAAGUUUCAAUUGAACAGUUAACUUCUGAACACCUAACUAUAGACCGAGCGACUACUGGUUACAUACCUACAAAUGCAACUGCUGUAUCUGUUCAAAACACUCCCUCAACACCAGUACCAACUACUAAAGAACAUGCUUCAACUGAAAUGUUAACUACUGAAUACUCAACUAGAGAGGAAGCAACUACUGAAUACUCAACUAGAGAGGAAGCAACUACUGGUUACUCAGCUAGAGAGGAAGCAACUACUGGUUACAUACCUACAAGUGCUUCUACUGUCCCUGGUCAAAACAGUCCCUCAACACCUGUACCAACUACAUUCACUACCACAGAGCACGUUUCAACUGAACAGUUAACUACUGAACACUUAACCUCUGAUCCACUGACUACUGUACCUGUUCAAAACACUCCCUCAACACCAGUACCAACUACAUCCAAUACCCCAGUGCAUGUUUCUACUGGACAGCUGUCUACCAGACUCCUAACAUCUGACCCACUGACUACUGUACCUGUUCAAAAACCAACUACAUCCAAUACCCCAGUGCAUGUUUCUACUGGACAGCUGUCUACCAGACUCCUAACCUCUGACCCACUGACUACUGUACCUGUUCAAAACACUCCCUCAAUGUCUAUACCAACUACAUUCAAUUCAACAGACCAAGUUUCAACUGAACAGUUAACUACUGAACACCUAACCUCUGACCCAGUGACUACUGUACCUGUUCAAAACAGGACCUCAACACCAGUACCAACUACAUUCAAUACCACAGACCAAGUUUCAACUGAACAGUGAACUACUAAACACCUAAAUACAGAAAGUGCAACUACUGUACCUUUUCAAAGCAUUAUCUCAAUGUCUGUACCAACUACCACAGAACAUGCUUCAACUGAAAUGUUAACUACUGAACACUCAACUACAGAGAAAGUGACUACUGAUUUCUCACCUACAAGUGCUUCUACUGUCCCUAUCCAAAACAUUUCCUCAACGUCUAUACCAACUACAUCCAAUACCACAGUGCAUGUUUCAACCGAAGAGGCGACUACUAAACACCUUACUACUGAGAAUGUAACACAUCAAUCAACAACUGAGCCUGCAGACACAGAAAUGCAACACAGCAUUACACAAGCGACUACUGAACAUACUUCUGCCAUAGAUAUAACCACAGUGGUUGAGACUGCUCCAUACAGUACUGCAGAGCCUGUCAGUAUCUCCACUGUCAUGCCAAAUGAAAACAGUCAAGGUUUAAGUCCAGACAACCUGAUAUUGAUCCGUGAGAACAUGACGUGGAACGAGGCCCUGAGCUACUGCAGAGAGCACCACGUUGACCUGGUCUCCAUCACUACAGAGCUGCUUCAGUCCUGGGUGACAGAGAGGGCUGCCAGCGCCACCUCAUCCCAAGUCUGGGUGGGCCUGCGCUUCACCUGUUCAUUCCACUUCUGGUUCUGGAUCAGGUCUGAUGCAGGCUGCUACCAGAACUGGGCCCCCGGGAACGGCUCAGACAGCCAGCAGGACUGUGGGAUUGCAGGGGCUGUAGAGACCACCGG
Molecule: messenger RNA, 1974 nt
Organism: Salmo salar (Atlantic salmon)
Lineage: Eukaryota; Metazoa; Chordata; Actinopteri; Salmoniformes; Salmonidae
Source: RefSeq, a predicted model, not a curated record